UCCAGACAUAGUAAGGAUUGACAGAAUACAGCUUAGUUGGUGGAGUGAUUUGUUUGGUUAAUUCCGUUACCUUCCUUUUAAUGUUUGGAAUAUCUUGGAUCACCCAGCUGCGUAAGCGAUGUACUGAAAAGUUGAGCACUUAGAGACUUGAUAUGUGAGAAUUGACUUCGCACGAAGGGCGUUCGGACGCAUGUCCUAGUCCACAAGCUGCAUGCUCCUUCACCAGCGAUCGAGGAUGCCAUGUUUGGGGAGGAGGAUCGACCCGUCUCAUCGCAGGGACCCGUCUCAUCGCAGGUCGGGAGCGGCCGCGUCCUCUGCGCCAGGGGCGCUUUGGGCGACGUCCAGCCUCGAUGUGCGCGCCAUGCAGCUGGGAUCAAGUUGGGAGUCUGCAGCAGCAGAGUGUGAUGCUUUGCUGAUGGCCAUUGCUGAGUGGUUGGCCUUGAAGUCGCGUCACCUCAAGGACGUGGCCUUCGCGGAAGUUCAGGUCCGGGAUCUCAGCUGCUUCGAGGAGGUCAACGCAGCUUACGCCAAGCACUUCGUUGAGAAUCCGCCUGCACGCGUGUGCAUCGAAACGCCACUGCCUCCAGGUGUUCAAGUGAGGCUUCGACUUCUGUUGAGGCCACAUGAAGGCGCGUCUGCGCGGGACGCGCUGCGGGUGCAAUCGAUUUCCACCUGGGCCAUGGCCUGCAUUGGGCCCUACUCCCAGGCGCAACGCCUGGCGCCGGAUCUGAUGUGCAGCAGUGGGGUCUUAGGACUCGUGCCUCACUCCAUGGCGCUACCAAAGGUGGAAGACCUCACACAAGCUCAGGCGGAGCUUUGGCUCCUGAUGCGGUCCCUGUUGGCAGUACUGCAGGCCUUUAUGCAGAUGAAGGACAUGUAGCAUCGAAAGACCGUCUAACUCCAUCCAGCCAUCCACCUGCCAUCCUCCUUCGAUGCGAGGACAGAUGACCGUAGAUGUGAGGAUCUUCAUUUUCACAUUUUCUAGUGACGUAAUGGGACGCAUGUGGCACAGUGCCAGCUUUUCUAGUGACUUGAGAGAUACAUCCAGAAAUUCCAUGGAGUGCAGUGUG
This is a messenger RNA of Durusdinium trenchii, 1070 nucleotides long. The record is from the annotation of a GenBank genome assembly. Lineage: Eukaryota; Dinophyceae; Suessiales; Symbiodiniaceae.